Molecule: messenger RNA, 1209 nt
Organism: Mollisia scopiformis
Lineage: Eukaryota; Fungi; Ascomycota; Leotiomycetes; Helotiales; Mollisiaceae
Exons: 2
Coding region: 1-1209 (402 amino acids)
Molecular function (GO): dipeptidase activity
Source: RefSeq, a predicted model, not a curated record
AUGCAGGAUGAAUAUCUCGAUUUCGUGUCCACUUACAUCGAAUCCAUCAGCGAGACACUGCGAUCAAUUAGUCUCAAGAUUCAUGACAAUCCGGAAUUGAACUUCAAGGAAUUCAUCGCUCAUGAAACAUUGACCAAGUUCAUGAAUACUCGCAAGGGCUGGAAAGUCACGCCUUCAGCAUACAGAAUUAAAACUGCAUUCAUAGCUGUGUAUGAUAGCGGGAAGAAGGGUCCCGUCAUCAGUUUCAACGCUGAGUAUGAUGCUCUUACAGGAAUCGGACACGCAUGUGGCCACAACCUCAUUGCUAUUGCAUCGGUGGGCGCAGCACUCGCUGCUGGUGCCGCCAUCAGCAAAUUCAAUUUGCCAGGCAAAGUUAUCCUCUUUGGAACGCCCGCAGAAGAAGGUGGUGGAGGUAAGAUUGCACUCCUCAACGCUGGAGCAUAUUCAGACCACGGAGUCGAUAUCAACCUCAUCUCGCAUCCCGGCAAAGUCAAAGACUCUGCACUCGUGAGAACAAACGCCUAUGUGAACACGAAAAUCGAAUACUUCGGAAAGGAAGCACAUGCAGCAGCAGCUCCUUGGGAGGGCAUCAACGCCCUCGACGCCUUGAUCACCGCAUACAAUGCUUUGAGUGUGCUGAGGCAGCAGACGAUGCCAGGAGAUAUCAUUCAAGGACAUAUAACUGAUGGUGGGGCUGCUCCCAACAUCAUCCAUGCAUAUGCUGCUGGAAUAUUUGUGGUCAGGGCGACUAGCAAAAAAAGACUGGAAGUGCUCAAGGCCAAGGUGGACAAAUGCUUUGAGGCUGGAGCUGAAGCUACAGGAGCAAAACUUCAGAUGACACACAUCAUGGGCUACGAUGACCAUGUCCCGAACAAAGCUAUGGGAAGGGUGUGCAGAGCGGUCAUGAAUAAACUUGGAAGUAACAUUCCAACAGAGCACUUGGAUCUCAUUGAAGGUGCAACGCAAGCAAGUACUGAUCAAGGAAAUAUUAGCUAUGCAAUGCCGAGUCUGAGUCCUGGCUUCAGAAUUGAAAGCGUUGAAGGGCCCCAUAAUCCUGGGUUUGCAGAAGCAGCGAGAACGAGAGAAGCUCAUGAUGUGGCAUUGCGAGUAGGGAAAGCUUUAGCAGUCACCGGACUGGAGGUCUUGAGUGAUGAAGAUUUAUUGAAGGCGGUGAAGGAGGAAUUUGAAGAGAUGCUGAAAGAACAUUGA